Molecule: messenger RNA, 1368 nt
Organism: Amphiprion ocellaris (clown anemonefish)
Lineage: Eukaryota; Metazoa; Chordata; Actinopteri; Pomacentridae
Gene: nsmce2
Product: NSE2 (MMS21) homolog, SMC5-SMC6 complex SUMO ligase
Exons: 6
Coding region: 246-938 (230 amino acids)
Biological process (GO): double-strand break repair via homologous recombination; protein sumoylation
Cellular component (GO): Smc5-Smc6 complex; nucleus
Molecular function (GO): zinc ion binding; SUMO ligase activity
Source: RefSeq, a predicted model, not a curated record
UAUUUAGUUUUUCACGCAGGUGAUUUUUAGUAUACAUUUUACCUCUUAUAUUAUUAUUAACCGAAUUGCUGAAAUACGUUGAUGUAGAUUCCGCUGCUACUUUACAUUCCCGCAGUAGGUCGUUAGUUUGCUCGGCUAACCGGAAGUUGCAGUUAACGUUAGCAAGUGAGGCUAAGCUAAGCUAGCUAGCGUUAGGUUUUGUUCUUGGUGUCUGCAGUGAUUGAGGAUUAAAUUUACAUCUUAUCAUGUCUCUGAGCGCCGUUCACGGAACACUGUCGAGUCUGAAAUCAUGUCAGACAGACAUCGGGACAGGGAUGGACAUAGUGACAGACGUAGCCAUGGACCUGGCUGAAGCUCAGGAUGAUGCAGUGAAUCCUGGCAUCAAAGCGAUGGAGGAUAUGAUCCUGGAAUGUGCCAAACUGGACAGAGAGAUUAACUACUUUGUUGAUGUGGUGCAACAAGUCACGGCUGAGGUUAUAACACAGCAGCCGGAGGCCAUGUUCAGCCUGUCCGACAAAGUGAAAGAACAGUACACGGAGAGAAUCGCCAGACUCUCUGAUGCUGAUCUACACAAUCACCAGAAAGUAGUGGCCUUCAAGGACAGCAUCAAGAACUCUUUCAAACAAGCCAACCAGGAGUCAGCGGCGAGCAUGGAAGAGCUCGAUGAGGACGUCGCUGUUACACAGACCCAAGUCAACUUCACCUGCCCACUCACACAGGUGGAAAUGGUGAACCCAGUGAAGAACAAGAAGUGUAACCACCAUUAUGAUGAAGGAGCCAUACUGAACCUGAUCAAAACAAGGCACGGCCAGAAAAAGAAAUGCCGCUGUCCGGUGGUCGGCUGUGGGAACGCAAAUGUCAAAGAGUCAGACCUCAUUCCAGACCAGAUGCUGAGGAGGAAGAUCCAGAGCCAGAAGAGGCAGAACAGCCGCACUUAGUACAGUACAUUUUUCUGAAUCGUUCAUUACAGUUAUUCAUUAAGCCCAUGCCUUGGAGAUGACUGGCACACUGAGAAAUAAUAUGUUGUUGGUUGUGAAGCUGUUUUCAUCUGUAAUGAGCACAUGUUGCUACAUUACAUUUGCAGGUAUUUGUAAAUAACUUUUUUUUUUUUUUUUUUUAAUUCUCUUUGUGCUUUGGACUUUAGAAAAUAUCUGCUGCUCAGCUGGAUUUGAGUUUGGAGGUUUGAACUGUUUUUCUAUUUCAUCUGGAGCGUUUCUGUGUGUUCCAGUUUUGUUAAAUGAAAAUAAAGGCUUCAGAUAUUUGUAUGAAAUAAUUCCACUUGUCUUCCUGAUGCAGUAAUUUGACAGAACCACAAGAGAGCAGCGUUUGUUCAAAGUCAGUGCCUAAAUAAAUGAAUCUUAACAAUGA